AUGGUUGGGGUAAAGGUGGUGAUUGUAUUUGAUUUUGAUCGGACUCUCAUUGACGAUGACAGCGAUAGAUGGGUCGUCGAGAAUAUGGGUCUAACCCAUUUGUUCAACCAGCUCCGACCAACUUUACCUUGGAAUGCUCUCAUGGAUAAGAUGAUGGAGGAGCUGCAUUCACAGGGUAAAACUGUUGAGCAGAUAGCUGAAUGUUUGAAGCAAGUUCCGUUGCAUCCUCGGACAAUUUCAGCCAUACAAUCAGCUCAUGAUCUCGGAUGUGACUUAAAAGUAGUUAGUGAUGCCAAUCAGUUUUAUAUCAAGACUAUAUUGAAACAUCACGGAUUAUACAGAUGUUUCUCGGAGGUCAUUACUAACCCAACAUCAGUAGAUGGAGAAGGUAGAUUGAGGAUCUUUCCUUACCAUGAUAUGACUUCUUUUCAUGGGUGUAAUCUAUGCCCUCCUAACUUAUGCAAGGGUCUUGUUAUUGAGCAGAUCCAAGCUUCCAUGAGUGAGAAAGGGAAAUCAAGAUUCAUAUAUCUUGGAGAUGGGAGAGGUGAUUACUGCCCAACGUUGAAGCUCGAUAAAGGAGACCAUGUAAUGCCAAGGAAGGGCUUUCCAUUGUGGGAUCGCCUGCUAAGUGAUCUAAAUCUUUUGAAAGCAGACUGUCAUGAAUGGAGGAAUGGGGAAGAACUAGAAAGCAUCCUACUCCAGCUUAUUGAAAAAAUAUACAAGGAAUAG
Messenger RNA from Solanum verrucosum, 729 nucleotides. Its product is annotated as inorganic pyrophosphatase 1. The record is from RefSeq and is a predicted model, not a curated record. Lineage: Eukaryota; Viridiplantae; Streptophyta; Magnoliopsida; Solanales; Solanaceae. The transcript has 4 exons. Gene Ontology annotation, molecular function: phosphatase activity. Bases 1 to 729 code for a protein of 242 amino acids.